AUGAUACUAUUUACAGUGGUGUCAAAUAUCCCCUUGCUUUCUUUUCCAGAUCCGCUGCCUACGCCUCUACAAGGAAGACCAACGGAGGAUUUUGAUGAGGAGGGGUUUUGCCAGCCAUACAGAGGCAUCGCCUGUGCCCGUUUCAUCGGAAACCGCAGCAUUUUUGUCGACUCUUUGCAGAUGCAGGGUGAGAUAGAGACUCAGAUAACAGCGGCAUUCACCAUGAUCGGAACCUCCAACCAUCUUUCCGAUCGCUGCUCUCAGUUUGCCAUCCCCUCCCUCUGCCACUUUGCCUUCCCAACAUGCGACCGCAGCUCAGGAGCAGACAAACCUCGGGACCUUUGCAAGGAUGAGUGUGAGAUCCUGGAGAAUGACUUAUGCAAAACAGAGUACAUCAUCGCCCGCUCGAACCCGAUUAUACUGAAGAGACUCAAGUUGCCUAACUGUGAGGAUCUGGCCGCCACGGACAGUCUUGAGGCAGCCAACUGUCUGCGUAUAGGCAUCCCCAUGGCGGAGCCUAUUAACAAAAAUCACAAAUGUUACAAUAGCAGUGGCUCAGAGUACCGCGGCACCAUUAGUAUGACUAAGUCAGGCCGUCAGUGUCAACCGUGGAACUCCCAGUAUCCUCAUAGCCACAACUUCAUGGCUGUCCGCUACCCAGAGCUCAAUGGGGGUCAUUCAUACUGCCGCAACCCAGGAAACAAGCACGAGGCCCCAUGGUGCUUCACAUUGGAUGAGGGGGUCCGCAUGGAACUCUGUGACAUACCCAUAUGUGACCAUAAGGAGAAGUCAAGUGGUGGCAACAUGGAGAUCUUGUAUAUUCUGGUUCCGAGUGUGGCCAUCCCGUUGGCCAUUGCCUUGCUCUUCUUCUUCAUUUGCGUGUGCCGCAACAAUCAGAAGUCUGCCAGGCCACCCGCGCCUCGCCAGCCCAAACCAGUCCGAGGGCAAAACGUUGAGAUGUCCAUGCUCACAACAGCGUACAAACCAAAGAGUAAGGCCAAAGAGCUUCCCCUGUCGGCAGUGCGUUUCAUGGAAGAGCUUGGCGAGUGCUCACUGGGGAAGAUAUACAAAGGUCACCUGUACCUGCCGGGCAUGGACCAAGCACAACUGGUUGCCAUCAAGACCUUGAAGGAUGCCUCCAGUGUCCAACAGUGGAGUGAGUUCCAGAAGGAGGUGGCUGUGCUUACGGAGCUUCAGCAUCCAAACGUGGUGUGCCUCCUGGGUGUGGUGACCCAGGAGCAGCCUGUUUGUUUGCUGUUUGAGUUUCUCCCACAAGGUGACCUUCACGAGUUCCUCAUCAUGCGUUCGCCGCAUUCUGAUGUGGGCUGCAGCAGUGACGAGGACGGAACCGUUAAAUCCAGCCUGGAUCAUGGCGACUUCCUGCAUAUGGCAAUACAGGUUUCUGCUGGAAUGGAGUACUUAGCCAGUCACUUCUACAUUCAUAAAGACCUUGCAGCGCGGAACAUUCUGGUUGGUGAGCAACUCCAUGUGAAGAUAUCUGACUUGGGACUAUCCCGAGAGAUCUACUCGUCAGACUAUUACUGCAUCCAACCCAAAACCCUUUUUCCGAUUCGCUGGAUGCCUCCCGAGGCCAUCGCCUACGGAAAGUUUACCACAGACUCGGACAUCUGGUCGUUCGGAGUAGUGCUGUGGGAGGUCUUCAGCUACGGUCUGCAGCCUUAUUAUGGUUUUUCGAACCAGGAAGUCAUGGAGAUGGUGAGGAAAAGGCAGCUGCUGCCCUGUCCUGAAGACUGUCCGCCAAGGUUCUACGGUUUAAUGACCGAGUGCUGGCAGGAGGGCCCAGCACGUCGACCUCGCUUCAAGGACAUCCACGGCCGCCUACGAACCUGGGAGGGGCUGUCGUCUCACGCCAGCUCAAGCACUCCCUCUGGUGGCGGAGGCAACGCCACCACCCAGACCACCUCGCUGAGCGCCAGCCCAGUCAGCAACCUGAGCAACCCUCGUUACGCCACUGCCGCUGCUGCGGGUUAUCUCUACCCCGCACAGGGUAUACCUUCACCGGGCCAGAUGGCUCCUAUUCCAACAUGGGCCCCCAUGGCUGUGCCUCAAACACACCCGCGCUUCAUCCCUGUCAAUGGUUACCCAAUUCCACCAGGGUAUGCGGCGUUUCCCGCUCACUUCGCUCCCCCAGCUCCACCUGCACGGGUAAUCCAGCAUCACCUGCCACCUCCUAAAAGCCGCUCACCCAGCAGCGCCAGCGGCUCCACCAGCACGGGUCACGUCAGCGGUGUUCCCUCCACCACGGGCUCAAACCAUGAUGCCAACACGCCGCUGCUGUCACACUGCAUCAUGCCAGGGAACGGUGGAGGCCCGGUGCAAGUAUACGGACAGCUGACACAGAAGUCAGUGGGACAACUGGACCAUACGCAAACAUCAGCGCUGCUCACGCCUGACUCUGACAUGCUGAUGUAUAAUGACGCUGUCAUCACAGCAGACCUGUAG
This is a messenger RNA of Nerophis lumbriciformis (worm pipefish), 2463 nucleotides long. Lineage: Eukaryota; Metazoa; Chordata; Actinopteri; Syngnathiformes; Syngnathidae. The record is from RefSeq and is a predicted model, not a curated record.